CAAAGAGAAGAUGAAAGGAGUAAUCAAUAACUUCAUCAUUGUAUGGAGCGUAGCAAUAACAUUGUUUCUAUAUAGCUACAUAAUAGGAAAGAUUGUUCCCAAUGGAAGAGGAAGACUUGUAGCCCUUUUCCCACCCACACUCAUACUUCUCCUUCUUCCUAUUUGGCAAACUGACGCCCACUUAAUAAUUUAUUCUACAUUCUGUCUUUCUUGGCUUUCCACUUUUAAGCUUCUCCUAUUUGCCUUUGCUAAAGGUCCUCUCUCAUCAAACCCUCCUCCUUCUCUCUUUCAAUUUCUCCUCAUUUCCUCUCUUCCCAUCAAAUUUCAGUACAAAAAUCAAAAUCAAAUCAAAUUCAAACUCACUUCUUUAAAUAAGCUCGAGUUACUAGUCAUGUCCAUUCUCUUAUAUUUUUUUGUUCUUCCCUAUGAGAAGAAAGAAGGUUUCCGUCCAUUAAUUUUGACGUUUAUAUAUUUUGUCCACUUUUAUUUCGGAUUAGAAUUAACUUUUGCCAUUAGUACUACAAUUGCUCGCAAAAUUUUACAACUAGAUCUGGAGAAACCUUUCGACAGACCCUAUCUAAGUGCAUCACCGAAAGAAUUUUGGGGAAAAAGGUGGAACGUUAUGGCCUCACGUAUCCUACACCCGUCUGUAUACAAACCAAUGGUGAACGCAUUUAGCCAUGUCAUAGGGAGAAAGUGGGCUUCAAUCCCAGCCGUGGUGGUUACAUUUAUAGUAUCAGGAUUGAUGCAUGAACUCAUAUACUAUAACUUAAAACGCAAGAAUGUAACGUGGAAAGCUUGGGAACCAUGUUGGGAUUCAAUGAGCUACUUCUUCAUCCAUGGGGUAUUUGUGGCUCUUCAAAUUGCAUACAAGAAGACCUUCAAACCGAAACAACAAUUAAUGCCUACGAUUGUGUCUCGCACUCUAACAUUAGCCUUCGUUAUGACUACAACAUUAACUCUCUUCAUCCCGGCUUUUAUGAGGUCCGUUGGAAGAUAAUUCACAUAAAAAAGCUAGAUCUAUUGCAUGUAUUUUAAUUUUGGCUCAAUUAUAGUUUUAGCCCCCUACUUUAAAAUUACUCAAUUUUAGUCCCUUGUCUCUAUUUUUAUAAUAAAAAAUGAUGAUGUAGCAUGUUUUAA
This is a messenger RNA of Trifolium pratense (red clover), 1140 nucleotides long. Its product is annotated as acyl-CoA--sterol O-acyltransferase 1-like. Bases 11 to 1000 code for a protein of 329 amino acids. Lineage: Eukaryota; Viridiplantae; Streptophyta; Magnoliopsida; Fabales; Fabaceae. The transcript has a single exon. The record is from RefSeq and is a predicted model, not a curated record. Gene Ontology annotation, biological process: lipid metabolic process.